Brassica napus (rape) is the source of this 3420-nucleotide messenger RNA. RefSeq names its product pentatricopeptide repeat-containing protein At2g32630-like. The record is from RefSeq and is a predicted model, not a curated record. The transcript has a single exon. The coding region runs from base 142 to 1986 and encodes 614 amino acids. Gene Ontology annotation, molecular function: protein binding. NCBI's taxonomy places the organism in Eukaryota, Viridiplantae, Streptophyta, Magnoliopsida, Brassicales, Brassicaceae.
CUGUCAAGUAAUCAGCCCACUUGUUCUUUGGGUCCAUCCCAUGUACCUAUAAUAAACAUCCAAAAGAUUAGAGAAGUGAAGACGGAACAGAGUAGAGUUUGAAUCUUCAGCAGUGAGCUUCCUCCUCUGUAAACAAAAACCAUGAACAAACAAAUGUCUUCCGCCAAACUCUCCCGACUCUUCAACAUCACAACUAAAAACCAAACACCUUCCCCGCUCCCAAUCUCAGACAAACAAACCGCCGCAAGAAUCACAACCUACCUUCAAAAAUCCACCGUCGGAAAACUCCAAUCAAACCCAUCUCUCCUCUUCAACCUAAACCCAAACGUAACCCUUCUCGUCCUCUCCUCACCAUCUCUCCCAACCCAAUCAUGCGUCGACUUCUUCAAGCUCCUCAACACAUUCGAAUCCCACCUCAAACCCGACCUCGCCGCGGCUAUAACCCUGUCCCACCGCCUGUACACCGACCGUAGAUUCGGCGAGAUGAAGUCUCUCCUGAACUCAGUCUCCACCGAUGGGGCUGAGAUCAUAGGAAGCGUUUGUGUUUACGAAGGAAAGGUCGAGUUUUUGGAAACUUUAUUCGAUUUGAUGAUUAGGGUUUAUGUGGAUAAGGGGAUGUUCCAAGAGGGUCUAAGGGUUUUCGAUUACAUGGUGGAGAAAGGGAUGAGAAUCGAUGAGAGAUCGUGCAUUGUGUUUCUUGUAGCUGCGAAGAAACGGUUGGAGAUUGAUCUUUGUUUGGAGGUUUUCAAGCGGAUGGUUGAUUGUGGAGUGAGGAUAACUGUUUACUCGUUGACAAUUGUGGUCGAAGUGUUGUGUAGAAGAGGUGAGGUUGAGAAGAGUAGGAAGCUGGUGAGAGAGUUUUAUCGAAAAGGAAUCAAGCCUGAAGCGUACACUUACAACACCAUCAUCAACGCUUAUGUUAAAGUUAGAGACUUUUCCGGCGUGGAGGAGGUUUUGAAGGAGAUGAGGAAAGGUGGAGUGGGGUAUAACAAGGUUACGUAUACGCUUUUGAUGGAGAUGAGUGUGAAGAACGGGAGGAUGGGUGACGCGGAGAAGCUGUUCGACGAAAUGCGUGAGAGAGGGGUGGACUUAGAUGUUUAUUUGUACACUUCUAUGAUAAGUUUGUGUUGUAGAAAAGGGAAUGUGAAGAGAGCGUUUUUGUUGUUUGAUGAGUUGGUGGAGAAGGGCUUUUCGCCGAGUAGUCAUACCUACGGGGCGCUUAUUGAUGGGGUGUGUAAGGUAGGGGAGAUGGGUGCGGCUGAGAUAUUGAUGAACGAAAUGCAAAGCGGAGGGGUUGAUAUCACUAAGGUUGUGUUUAAUACGUUGAUUAAUGGGUACUGUAGGAAAAGGAUGAUUGAUGAGGCGUUAGCGAUUUACGACGUGAUGGAGAAGAAAGGGUUUGAAGCUGAUGUUUUCACUUUUAAUACUAUUGCUAGCUGUUUGAAUCGAUUGAAAAGGUAUGAUGAGGCAAAGGAAUGGAUUUUCAGGAUGAUGGAAGGUGGUGUGAGGCUUAACACGGUUAGUUAUACUAAUUUGAUCGAUGUUUACUGCAAAGAAGGGAACGUUGAGGAGGCAAAGAGGCUCUUUGUGGAGAUGAGCAGUAAGGGAGCAGAGCCUAACGCGAUUACGUAUAAUGUGAUGAUUGAUGCGUACUGCAAGCAAGGGAAAGUGAAGGAAGCUCGUAAACUAAGGGCCGACAUGGAAGCGAAAGGGAUGGCUCCGGAUUCAUAUACCUACACAUCGCUUAUACAUGGGGAAUGUAUUGUUGACAACGUGGACGAAGCAUUGAGGCUCUUUAGGGAGAUGGGGUCUAAGGGUUUGGACCAGAGUUCUGUAACAUACACGGUGAUGAUCUCGGGUUUGUCCAAAGCUGGAAAAUCAGACGAAGCCUUUGGAUUUUAUGAUGAAAUGAAGAGGAAAGGGUUUACAAUAGAUCAUAAGGUUUAUACUGCACUCGUUGGAAGCUUGCAUUCACCCGAGACUUAGUACAUGAUCGUCAAAGUAAGAUCUGUUUGAAGUGGUAAACCUUGAGAUCUACUACCAGUUGAUUGUUGAAACAGUUAUUUUAUCAGGACCCCUUUUUCUGAGAGAUUCUUUGAAGGAGUUGGAGUGAAGUAUAGACAGACCCUGAUUUGGAGUGUCUACGCUGUAAAGAAAACAAAGCUCAACUCUUUUGGUAUGUUAUAUUAUUAUACAUUGUCUGUCCAGUAAACAAAGCCUUUGGACCUUUAUGUAAAGUUGAUUUCUAAGGAGUUCUCUGGAAUCCUGUGCACCAAAUCUAAGGAUUGAGAUGUUGCUUCUGUGUCUAUAUGAAUGAAGAGCUAGAGAAGGCAAAUAUUUAUGUAUCUUGUGAAGAUAGAUAUGUACUAUGCACCAAAAAUAGUUCAAGAAGAUGAACAUCGAAGCUCAGAAGGCAGUGACGAUGAUGGUUUCACUCUUGAGAAAGAUGGAGAGAAUCACAACUCGUAAUCGAGGCCAGCUCCAUAUUUCCAGGCCUCUAGGCGUCUCUUCCACUGGAACUUCGUCUUUACUGGAAGUUCUUCCAAAGAUGGCCUGACGGGUACACAGCAUAUCAAGAAGGUUCAGGGACCACAAACAACGAUUAUGCAGCAAUCAUGGCGGUUUAAGCAAAGGUUAAGGAGAUUCAGAGACAUUUCACCUUAUUACUGGAUCGAUGUAUGCGGAGAGGAAUGUAUACAAGCCCAGCAUUAAAAAAUGAACUGACCAGUCGAGCAACACAGGUAUCCCGACCUGAGGAGAUCACCGAAAAAAACAGAUUUCGUCAACAAGUGGAGAGCAUUUUCAAACCUUAUGUUGGAGUUUCUGGCUCAAAGAUGCAGCAGUGGGUAUAAAAGAUUUUACCUGUCUGAAUAUGGAUGGAAUUAUCUGAGGUUUGUUCAGCAUGACAAGGCCUAGUGUCUUUGCUAGAGGACCAAACUGUAUUACAUCCUGAAGAAAUGGUCUGAGAACCGGAUCUCCCAAUCUCUACAAAAGAACCAUUUGCUUAGAAACUCUCAUCUCCUACUCUCCACAUAAAGAGUAAAAGUGUACACACCUGCAUGCAAGUGAAAUUUACAUGGAGAAGCUCGUUGGUGAAGCUAGGGGAAACAUCGAGUUUUUGCUUGGCAGACAUUGCUCUUUGAAACAGCCAUGACGCGCUCAAGUUAGGCUUCAAAAGGCAAACGGUGGCUUCAGUGAAGUUAAUGGACAGGGAAGAAAGAAUUAGAUAUUGUUUAAAGCUUUACCAUGUAAGGAUUUAGCUUUGAUAAGCUGUCCGAGUCCAGUAAAUCUCCAUCUAUUGCCUCAUAGAUUCCUUUGUAUUUAAUAAUUGAAGAAGAAGAUUGUCAGCAAGUCUAAAGAGUUCAGUAAAUGUAUUCUUAAACUUGUCAUGAUAGAAAAGUUAUCUAAUGUUCUUUGAUA